CCAACUUCACCAAAGCUCUGAUUAUAAAUUGGCGCCAUUCUCAUGUGGCUUCAACACAAAAACAUAUCACCACAAAUUUCCUCUCCUACAAUGGCUUACAAGUGCAAUUCCACUUUCCUUGCACUUCUUCUCAUCUCCUACAUCUUGCUAGCCACUGUUGCUGCCGGACGUCACAUUACUAAGAACUCUAAACCCCAGGACAAGAAAGAGCCAGAGUUCUUGUUUCACUCGGGUGGCGAUGCCUAUAUUCCUGGAAUUGGACGUGUAGGACUGCCGCCUCAAUUUAAACUUCCUCACUACCCCUACACUGGUGGAAGCACCGGUGGAGGCAUCGAAGCAGGUUCAGGACCGACCGGACGCAGUUAUGUUCCAGGUGGUGAUGAUAUCUUUGUACCGAAUCCAGGUUAUGAGGUCCCGUAUCCUGGAACUAGUGGCGGUGGAGCUCCGACACCUGUUCUUCCCUGAGAUCAUUCGGUUAUGACUACCAAGCAAUCAUGCAUGAAUAAAUAAACUAGAUUGUGUUAUUUCUUACUUAAAUCGAUCUAUGCUACGUUUUCUAGUCAUAAUUAAGUGUGCUCCAGGGAGUGGAACUUAAUAGUUUUUAAGCUCUACUCUGUUCGUGAUGAAUAAACAUGCUGUGAGUUACAAAUUCA
Prosopis cineraria is the source of this 653-nucleotide messenger RNA. RefSeq names its product putative cell wall protein. The transcript has a single exon. NCBI's taxonomy places the organism in Eukaryota, Viridiplantae, Streptophyta, Magnoliopsida, Fabales, Fabaceae. Bases 43 to 465 code for a protein of 140 amino acids. The record is from RefSeq and is a predicted model, not a curated record.